AUGACCACGCACAAGGCCCCGCCCAGUAGUGCCUUGCAGCUAACGCGGUUUAACAAUGGUUGGCUCGCUAUCCAGACGGCGAUCUCUACGGCAGAGAAGAGGAACGUGUCUAUCCAACAGACAGAUAUACCUGUCCGUCUGAAGAACAUGGUCGACCUCCUUGUGGACGAAGAGUCCCGGCUGGACGAUGCCAAGGGGACAACGGGCGUCUGUAUGGAAUACCUUCUCAAGCACCACGUCCUCGGUAAGCUGGUCAACUUGGCCGAGAAGGACCAGCCGAAGGGCCUCACGGGUGAGACCAUCCGCACGUUUGCAGGGAUGAUCAACCUGUUGGACGACCAAUUCUUGGUCCACAACUCUGUCCACAAGCCCACCGUUAUGCUUCUACGGACCUGUUGUGGACCCGGGACUGAAUUCGAGGAGAACGAGGACUACCAUGAGGACCUGGUCGAUCUGAUGUACAUCCUCUGCUCCAAGAUCCAUGGUUAUCCAGAGCUCUUGAAUAUCUUUUUCUAUGACCGACAGUGGCUUACUGUGCCUGAAAGGGUCUCGGCAAAGAGGUUGCAGAAGAACAGGGAAACGAUGGCGCUUUUGAGGAGUAUAGGUCGUCGGUCGAGUCUGGCGCUGUCGUCGAUGGAGGAUAACCCACCUACCAACACCCCGGCUUCGACACUUGACCAAAAGGCGGACAAAAACUCGCUCAAGGAGGAAGACGAAGGCGACGACUCUGAGGAACCCCUUGUUCGACCAGGUCACCUUGCCAGGAGUAUGACCGCCGCCAGUCUCCAGGGUCAUGAGAACCAUCAGGAGUCGAAGCGAGACUACGAGUUCCUGCUGUUUACGUAUCUGUCCAAGUUUGUGCAUCGAGAAGGAAAGUCAGGGGACUUUGCGAGGACAGGACUCUUGUUUUUGAUGGAGUUGGCGACUGGCUCCUUGGGCGAAUACAUCCUCGACUCGGAUUUCUCGUCGUAUCUCACGGCGGGUGUUGGAGCAUUGUACUCGCAGCUCCCUCGAAAGUUGAUCGUCAAGGCUGAUUCCAUCAACCUGACCGCCAGCAGCACAAUAUCACCACCACCACCGGAUCCUAGACCAUCGAGGAGAGCCAACAUUGAGCUGUCGACAUCCAAGGAUUUCCAGUCUAGACUAGAUGCGUUCCUGAGAGUCCUCGAGUUCUGUCAAGAUGUCCUCAUGCGCUGUCCUAACACCGAGAUCGCCACCACGCUCUUGGCAUCGUUCAAGACGGUCUUUUUGGAGAACAUUCUUUACCCGUCGAUCCUAGAAUGCUCCGACACUGAUGGAAGCUCGGUCGCCGUUAUCAGCUAUAUCGACUUGAUCCUGCAGGUACUUGAACACGAGGCCCUGGUCGAUCUGGUUGUAGGGUUCCUGAUGGCUUCAGAGGAGGAGGAUACACGGACCAAGGAUGUCGAGGACACCGAUGUCUUUGCCGAAGUACAGAACCCUCAGACAACUUCGCCCUACUUUAUGGCGACCGGGCGCUUCACGCUCAAGGAUCUUGUCCUGUCACGACUCAAGUCUCGAUCGCAACCUACCGUUAUUGCGACGCUGAAGUUGUUGCACACGGUGAUCACUCGGCAUUGCAAGUAUUCUCUCAAAUUGCUCAGUAUCCAACCCGACAAUCGUGCAACCUCUCUUAUCGAGGCCCUGGACAUGCCUGGCCAGCACCCAUACAGGAGCGUGCCCCUGAUCAACCACCACGCCCAUGAGCUCGACCUCUUCUUUGGACUCAUUGCGACCAUUAACCCCGGGAACACCCAGGAGAUUUUUUGUUGCGGAUACGAGUCCUACCUCCGAGAUGCUGAGGGAUCGAUCGAGCAUCAUCAAUGUUUAGUGGAUGGCAACAAGACGGCGGAGGCUCAAAAGACUACCGGCAGCUCAGUCUCGGAGGCAGAGCUCAAAAAGCAGCGGCGUAGGAGCACAAAGUACGGCAACCGAACAAACGACAUGACCGAGGAACUGACAGCGGAAGCAGUAGCGCAGAGUCUGAAGAAGGCUGGCGAGGCUGCUGCUCUUGGUCAUGCAGGAGGACACUCUCAUGAAUCUCGUCACUCAGUACCGAUGCAUCGUCUCCUUCCUUCGGAUCCUUUGCUGCAGAUCCUUUUGGGCACCUUGUCUCAUUUCUUUGCGCACACCGUCGAGUUGAACCUGGCCCUCACCGGAGUGAUUACUUCCCUUGCAAUCUGUCCGUACCGGUCUCUGGAAGGAUGGCUCCUGUUCAAGUCCAGCGAUGUCAAGAAGCCCAAUGAGGAUCGUGGCUCUGAGGAGGACUCUGACAGUGGCGACUCUCAGGGCUUGCAUCUCAUCGACUCUGAACUCGACACGGCUACCUUGAACGACUCUGACGACGAGGACACCCUUCCUUCCUAUCUCACUCGGAGCUCGACGAGGGCCGGCAUGGAGUUUACGAUGCCCUCAGGCCCACCAUCCUUCAAGUCCUUCCCUCCCUUCUUCACCAUGUUGCGGACGCUCACUCAGCAGGUGGAUUACUACCGAAGUGAGAUUGAUGGCUUUGAUGAGUACCUCGCAGAUCGUCGACGAACGCUUCUUGGUACUGCUAUCGAGUCAACGGUAACAUCUGCGGCGAUGAUGACAAGUAGUCCUGGGGGUCUGUUGGGAGGAGGAGGGUCAUCGUUCGACCAGUCACAUAGCAGCUUGCCGUCAUAUCAGUCUGGAUACAACAUGUUUACAUCCAGCGAGUCGUUCUUUGGAGGCUCCUCGAGCGAUCUCUUGGGAGGUGGAGGCCGUCCUUCAACUCCAACCAUCUCGACCGGCAAUAUACCCCAUGCAGCUAGCGGUCCCACUAGCCCCAGAUAUCUCGGCAGCGGUGGACAAUCCGGUGCGGGGUCGAGAGAAACAUCUCCAGCGCCUCAACGUGCCAACUCCAAGACGCCUGUUCAGGGAAGCGGAUUGCCCAACCCGGUCUCAAUGGUCAAGAUCAGUUCCCCCCGCGCUAGGAAGAGUAGCUCCCCGUCCAGUCUGAUGUCGACUCCUUCCAACAUGUCGUUCUUAAUCCCGCCUGGCGUUGGUGGCAAGCGUAAUUUCAAGUCCAAUAGUAACAGUCCGCUCGCGACUUUUGAACCGCGCUUUCCCUCGGCCCCAACGUUGGAGAUUGAUGGACAGUUGGCCAUUCCUUCGUCGUUGCCUGCUUCUUCGUCACAGCCGACAUCGGCAACGACGGCAGGUCCUCCUAGGGCACUGUCGCCCGUCCCUGUGUCACAGCCGAGAGCGCUUUGGGCUCCUACCCCGACCAACGCGACCAGUUUGUCUAAAGUUGGUGGAGGACCCUCCCUUCCCAACUUGGCCUCAUCUGCUCCAUCGGCCCCUGUCCCGUCCACACUCCCUAGCAACUAUCCUCACCAUCACCAGACCAACUUGUCCAUGUCCCAUUCCCAGCUCGGAAACCUGGGUACAAACAGCGCUCUGGCCAAGACAAUGGAGACCAUGAUGAUCAAGCCCCUCUUCCCGGAUGGGUUCGUGAACGACUCUGAUAGCGAGGCCGAGACUUUGUUGGAUAUGGAGGCUGAGUUGAGUGACAGUGACGAUGAGAGCGAUAGUUCUGACGACGAUACCAGCGACAGCGAUGAUGAUGAUGAUUUGGAUGAUGGUGAUGAUGAUACGGAUGAUGCCGACAGGGAGGUUAACUCUGAUCUUCAGGAGCCCUCCCGAGAAGCGCGUCGGCGUCGACGUAAGCAACUCCGUCAGCAACAGCAGAAGCGAGGCGUUGUGGGUGGGAACAAGGGGAUGACGGCCAGCUCUAGUCAAUUGCUCCAGCCGCCUGCCGUUCAGCCUAAACGCGGGGUUCAGCAAGAGCAGCUGGUGUCGUUGGGCCAGUUGUUGACGAAUGUUGUGAUCUUGGAGGAGGCCAUCAAGGAGGUUAUUGCGGUUGCUCAGGUCCGGAAAGGGAUGGGGAUCGACAAAGUUCGUUUCCUUUAA
Linnemannia hyalina is the source of this 3951-nucleotide messenger RNA. NCBI's taxonomy places the organism in Eukaryota, Fungi, Mortierellomycota, Mortierellomycetes, Mortierellales, Mortierellaceae. The record is from the annotation of a GenBank genome assembly.